Molecule: messenger RNA, 1987 nt
Organism: Pyrus x bretschneideri (Chinese white pear)
Lineage: Eukaryota; Viridiplantae; Streptophyta; Magnoliopsida; Rosales; Rosaceae
Product: embryonic protein DC-8
Source: RefSeq, a predicted model, not a curated record
GCCGACUAGUAGUGCACUUAUUUUUCCCGAUUCUUAAAACCAAAAUGGAGUCCAUUGCAUUUCUCUUAGCCAAAAAGUUAUCGACUCGAAGCAACCGACCAAGAGCCAAAAUCAACCCCAAUUUGCCACCUGGUAGGAAACGUGGAAUGCAACUAGAACAAAACAGUAAGGAGUAAGGACCCCCUAAUCCAUCCUAAAUCCACCGACAUUGCCAUUCAUCACUCUGCAUGCAAAUCAACGUGUCAAACUCUCGUCCCACAAUACCAUGCACGUAGCAGCUACCACCGCACCCGACCUCCACGUGUCACACUCCCAGAACUUCACUGAUUAUAUAUACGACCACCUCUUGCCUUCCGGAGUACCAAAAUAAACAGAAAAGGAGAGAAAUCAAAAACUCGAAAACCAUUCCAAGUGUUUGCUUGAAAAAAAAAAAAAAAAAAAAAUUUCGUGUCUAAUUUCGAAGUGCAUUUUGUGGGUUUUCAAUGGCGUCGUCCAAGCAAAUGGAGGAGGAGACAGCUGCCAAAGCAGCAGCGAGGCUCGCUGCCCAUGAACCGACAGACGUUAACAGAGGUGUUGUUAAGGAAGAGACGGUCAGGGUGGAGACUACUUAUGUGACUGAUGACCUGGGGAGGCCAAUAGAGUUUGCGCAGCGCGAUGAGAAGCCCGGUGUGCUCGGGUCAAUGAUGAAGGCGGUGACAGGGACUUUGGAGCAUGCCAAGGAAGCUGUGGUGGGGAAACACCACGAAGAAAGUCAGGUUCAAGAGAAGGGCAGGGAGUAUACCACCCAGAAGGGGAGGACCACUGAUGCAGCCGGGGGGAAGAUAAACAAGUAUACUGGAGCCGCUGCAGAUAAGGCAAAACAAACGGCGGAGAAGGCAAAGGAGAAGAAGGAAGCGGCUAAGGGGAAGGUGGGUGAGUAUGCGGAUUACACAGCUCCAAAGGCGAAGGCAACUAAGGACACUGCUGCUCAGAAGGCGAACGAGGCGGCUCAAAAAGCAAAGGAGACCAAAGAAACGGCUGCUCAGAAGGCAAAGGAGGGUGCUAAAGACACAACAGUGGGGAAAGCGAGCGAGUACACUAACUAUGCAGCCGAGAAAGCAAAGGAGGUACAGGACACAACUGUGAACAAAGCUGGCGAGUACACCAACUACGGCACCGAGAAGGCAAGGGAGGCCAAGGACACAACAUUGAACAAGGUGAAAGAGGCGAAGGACACAACGAUGAACAAAGCCGGUGAGUAUACCAACUAUGCCACCGAGAAGGCCAAGGAGGCCAAGGAUACAACGGUGAACAAAGCUGGUGAAUAUACCAACUAUGCUGCUGAGAAAGCCAAGGAGGCCAAGGACACUACAAUCAACAAAGCUGACGCUAAGGAAACCAAGGACUAUACGGCAGAGAAGGCAAAAGAAGGGAAGGAUACUACCGUGAGUAAGUUGGGUCAGCUCAAGGACACCGCUGCUGGCGCCGCUCAGAAGGCCGUAGAGUACUUGUCCGGCAAGAAAGAGGAGACCAAGCAGAAGGGUGUCGAGACUGCCGGGAAAACAAAAUACAUGACUUAUGAGACUGCAGAGAAAACCAAGGAGAAAUUGAGUGAGACUGAGGAGAAAGCGAGGAGAAAGAUGGAGGAGUUGAACAAGGAUGAAGAUGCUAACAGGGCACGUGAGGCAUGUGAGCAAGGGACUACGGGGAGGAGGACAAUUCCCGUUGUGGAGAGGGUGGAGGUUGACGUUGCGGAGACGAGGCCUGGUGACGUGAGUCGUUUGGACGAGGAGGGGAAAGCGCGAGUGGAAGUCCGCAUCGACGACGAGGGCAAAGUGCGCGUGGAGCGCCCUGGCAAAAUGUGAUCGCUUCCGGUGUGCGUAGCGGGGACCGGACUCCUUUGUAAUGAUUCGUACUUUAGUUUUUCUGUCGUAUUUUGGGUAUGCUGUCUUUUGGCUACAUAAAUUGGCUUCGUCCUCUGUAUCAUGUUCAUGUAGAACAUGAUAAA